Abrus precatorius (Indian licorice) is the source of this 4170-nucleotide messenger RNA. Its product is annotated as G-type lectin S-receptor-like serine/threonine-protein kinase LECRK4. The coding region runs from base 1 to 4170 and encodes 1389 amino acids. Gene Ontology annotation, biological process: amine metabolic process; recognition of pollen; protein phosphorylation. The transcript is spliced from 7 exons. NCBI's taxonomy places the organism in Eukaryota, Viridiplantae, Streptophyta, Magnoliopsida, Fabales, Fabaceae. The record is from RefSeq and is a predicted model, not a curated record. Gene Ontology annotation, molecular function: primary methylamine oxidase activity; protein kinase activity; copper ion binding.
AUGAUCACAUCAACGUUUGAGAAAACAGCACCGAUGUUUGCUCAAUGUGUAGUUCUAGCCUUUUUUCUGAGAUUCAGCUCCAUUAAUAGUUUGCCUCACCCUUUAGACCCUCUCUCACCUUCUGAAAUCAACAAAACAAGGGACAUAGUUCAAGGAUCUUACCUUGGUGUUAUUCCUAAUCUGACCUAUCAUUUUGUGGAUGUGGAGGAACCAGACAAAAAGGAUGUCCUAAAGUGGCUAAAUUCAAAUACAAAGGACGAGUCUAUUAUUCUUCGCCAAGCCAAGGUAGUUGUUCGAGCCAAGGGUGAGACACACGAGCUUGUAGUGGACUUAACAAGAGGGUCCAUUGUAUCGGAUAAAAUCUACACAGGUCAUGGAUACCCUCCUUUGACAUUCCGUGAGCUUUUUCAAGCCAGCAAAUUGCCACUUAAAUAUCCCAAAUUCAAAGAGUCAAUAGCCAAAAGGGGCUUGAAUUUGUCUGCAGUUUCUUGUGUACCAUUUACCAUUGGUUGGUAUGGAGAACAAAUCACAAGGAGAGCCCUCAAAGUGGUAUGCUUUUAUAGGGGAGGAUCAGUAAAUGUGUGGGCAAGGCCUAUUGAGGGAAUCACAGUGCUAGUUGAUGUUGAUUCAAUGCAAAUUAUUAUGUAUAAUGACAGGUACAGGGCCCCUUUGCCUAAAGCUGAAGGGACAGAUUUUCAAUCUUCAAGUAGCAGCAGGCCUAAAAUUUCUGCUUCCUGUAAUGUAUCAGAUAUUGGGUUCACCAUCAAAGACCAUGUAGUCAAAUGGGCUAAUUGGGUUUUCCAUGUUGGGUUCAAUGCUAGGGCAGGAAUGAUCAUAUCAACUGCUUCUAUAUUUGAUGCCAAAAAGCAAAAGUAUAGAAGAGUGCUAUAUAGGGGUCAUGUAUCUGAGACAUUUGUUCCUUACAUGGAUCCUACAAAUGAAUGGUAUUUCAGGACUUUCAUGGAUGCUGGAGAAUUUGGUUUUGGACGUGCAGCUGAUAGCUUGCAACUGAGGCUUGAUUGCCCGGGCAAUGCAGAGUAUAUGGAUGGCUAUAUGGCUGGACCUAAUGGAGAAGUGCAACAAGUACCCAGUGCUAUUUGCAUUUUUGAGAGGCAUUCCGGCAAUGUAGCUUGGAGGCACAUGGAAAUCAACAACCCCAUCAAAAUGAUAAGAAAUGGAGAGCCUGAAAUUACUUUGGUGGUCAGAAUGGUUGCUACUGUGGGCAACUACGAUUAUGUUCUUGAUUGGGAAUUUCUGAGAAGUGGCAGUAUAAAAGUUGGGGUGGAUCUGACAGGCAUAAUGGAGAUGAAAGCAGUACCCUACACAGAGAACGGUCAGAUAAAAGAAAGUGUGUUUGGAACCUUGGUGGCAGAAAAUACAAUAGCUAAUUAUCAUGAUCACUAUAUAACCUACUAUCUUGACCUUGACAUCGAUGAUAACAGCAACUCCUUCAUCAAUGCCAAGAUACAGAAGAAAACGGCAACUGGCUUUGGAACACCAAGGAAGAGUUACUGGACAGUUGUCAGAGAAAUUGCAAAGAGGGAAGCCGAGGGUAGAAUUCGGCUCGGCUUGGAGCCAGCUGAUCUUUUAAUAGUCAACCCCAACAGAAGGACUAAGCUGGGGAAUCAAGUGGGCUACCGGCUGAUCAGUGCACAACCGGUUACUUCUCUCUUGUCUGAUGAUGAUUUCCCUCAAAGAAGAGCUUCUUACACAAAGUAUCAGUUGUGGGUCACUCCCUAUAACAAGUCAGAGAGAUGGGCUGCAGGGUUCUAUGCUGACAGGAGCCGUGGAGAUGAUGGCUUAGCCGUCUGGAGCCAGAGGAACAGAGAGAUUGAGAAUACAGACAUAGUGCUAUGGCACACAAUUGGGAUCCAUCACAUUCCUUAUCAAGAAGAUUUUCCAGCAAUGCCAGCAAUUCAUGGUGGAUUUGAGCUGAGGCCUGCUAACUUUUUCGAAAGUAGUCCAUUGGGAUUGCGCACAGUUGACACCAACAAUUCGAUUGAAUUAGGCUCUAGCCUUGUUGCUGGCACUAAUUCAUCAUGGCGAUCGCUCUCUGGUGAUUUUGCUUUUGGGUUCUACCCUCUUGGUACUGGUCACUAUCUUGUUGGAAUUUGGUUUGAUAAGAUUCCACAGAAAACACUGGUUUGGUCUGCAAACCGUGAUGAUCCAGCUCAAAUUGGCUCAUCCAUCACUCUUACAUUGAGUGGUCAAUUUAUGCUGCAACAUCCGAACAAGGCUUCAUUUCCAAUCUACAAUGGUACACAUGCAACUGCUGCUAUGAUGCAUGAUGAUGGGAAUUUCAUCUUGAUGAACUCUCUUUCAAACAUCAUCUGGCAAAGUUUUGAUUCUCCAACAAACACUAUUCUACCGGGCCAAACUUUGAAUAUGGGUCAGGCACUCUAUUCCAAUGCCAAUGGAACACAAGACUACUCAACCGGGCAAUACAAGUUGGAGAUUCAACCUGAUGGCAACAUUAUUCUCACUGCUUUUCGGUUCGAGGGUCCUUCAUAUUGGUACACUUCCACAAAAGAUAACACAAGUGUGAGACUUAUCUUCAACAACAUAACAACAUUUCUAUAUGCUGUCAAUGGCACACACAACAUAUAUAACAUGACCACAGCCACGGAAGUGCCAAACCCAGUUGAAGAUUACUAUCAUAGAGCAGUGAUCAACUAUCUUGGAAAUUUUCAACAGCUGAUUUACCUUAAAGAAAGUGGAAACCAUGCGUGGAGAGUUAUAUGGGAGGCCAUAACACAGCCUUGUACAGUAAAUGCCAUUUGUGGGGUCUAUGGCCUUUGCACUUCACCUGACAACACUACAGUCAAUUGCACAUGUUUGCCUGGAUACACACCCUUUGAUCCAAGUGUUCCCUCUAAAGGGUGCUAUCCCAGUGUGGCCAUGGAUUUGUGUUCUGCAAAUUCCUCUGCAUCAGACUAUACAGUGGUAGAAAUUCAAGAUUCUGACAUACCAAACGAUGAAUUCUUUGAUCUGCAAAGAUUAGAUUCCUCUGAUUUGGACAGUUGCAAGAAGGAAGUGAUGGAUGAUUGUUUCUGUAUGGCUGGUGUUCUGAUUAACUCGGUUUGUUAUAAGAAAAGGACACCUAUUGCAACAGCCAGAAUAAGCAUUCCUGCAACUAGCAAUAGUGUAGCACUGAUUAAAGUUCCUCAGGCUCACAAAAACAAUGAAAAUGAUGAUUCACCUUCUCGAGUCAGUUUGCUAAUAGCCCUCUCAGCAUGCUCCUUACUUGCUAUUGUGUUUGCAACUAUUGCUAUAUAUCAUCACCCAACAUUUCGCCAUCUCAUGCAGAAAGAGGCACCCCCAAAGCCAAAGCCUGUGGACAUCAACCUAAAGGCAUUUUCGUUCCAAGAGUUGAGAGAAGCAACAAACGGGUUCAGGAACAUGCUUGGCCAUGGAGCCUUUGGUUCGGUCUAUAUAAUUGGUAUGACUCAUCAUAAGAAUCUUGUGAGGCUGUUGGGUUUCUGCAAUGGGAAGAAUCAUCGUCUUCUUGUUUAUGAGAUGAUGAGAAAUGGGGCACUGUCCAAUUUUCUUUUUAAGGACGAAGAUAAACCCAGUUGGGAGCGUAGAGCCAAAUUUGUUCUUGAAAUUGCUAGAGGCUUGUUGUACCUGCAUGAAGAGUGUGACCCCCAGAUCAUCCACUGUGACAUAAAGCCACAAAAUGUUCUUCUUGACUCAAAUUACACUGCAAAAAUUGCAGAUUUUGGACUGGCAAAGUUACUAAUGAAAGACGGGACUAAAACGAGCACAAGUGUAAGAGGGACAAUGGGAUAUUUGGCACCAGAAUGGCUCAAAAAUGCACCUGUCACUGCAAAAGUGGAUGUCUACAGUUUUGGCGUCAUGUUGCUAGAAAUCCUAUUUUGCAGAAGGCACAUUGAGUUGCAUCAAAUUGAAGAUGGAAGUGAAGGUGGUGAUGACAUGAUACUUAUAGAUUGGGUUCUGUAUUGGGCUAAAGAAGGGAAUUUAAGAGACAUUGUGAGCCAUGAUGUUGAAGUUGUGAACGAUUUUAACAGGUUCGAGAGAAUGGCAAUGGUUGGAUUGUGGUGCCUUUGUCCUAACCCAACUCUAAGGCCAUCUAUUAGAAAAGUGAUAAAGAUGUUGGAAGGAAAUUCAGAAGUUGGUGCUCCACAACUGUUUGAUGAGCAAAUGUUGUAA